GUUUCCUGUGCGACACCAAAAAUGGCGCCGGUUUCGUCGUGCACUUAUAGUUGUCGCAUGAAUAGGAAUUAAUCUGAAAUACUCCAAUUUUAAAGAAGGUUAACGUUAAUAAAGACACAGAGACUGUUGUAGAGAACUGAGUUUAUCCUAUUUCUUCAGGAUCGUGUAUUUACUGAACCAGAAGCAUGUCGGAUGAGGAUGAAGCCCCUUUGGUGAAGAAGGCUCGAAUCUUCUAUGGAAGUAUUGAAGAAAAGGAAAAGGAGCGACUUUCUCGUGAGGGAAUCGUUUCAAUCGGGAAAGAUGCGAUUAAGGCUGGAAUUGAAGCUGGGAAUAUUAACAUCUCCAGUGGUGAGUCCAUGGAGAUGGAAGACCGUGUAAGCGAUAGGCAGGCUGAAGUACUGGCUGAAUUCGAACGCAGAAAAAGAGCUCGACAGAUCACCGUGUCUACCGAUGACACAGAAGUCAAAGCAUGCCUACGAGCCCUCGGAGAACCGAUCACGCUGUUUGGCGAAGGACCCGCUGAAAGACGAGAGAGGUUGAGGAAUAUUUUGUCGGUAUUGGGUCCGGAUGCUCUGAAAAAAUCCAAAAAGGACGACGAGAAAGCAAAACGUUCACAAGAGGACGCUCAGCAGACGUGGUACCACGAGGGUCCCGACACAUUGAAGGAGGCACGUAUCUGGCUGGCCAAAUAUUCACUGCCCAAAGCUGUGCAGAGGCUCGAAGCUGCCAGGGCUCAGAGAGAGAUUCCUGAAUCUACACGCACCGUACGACAGCAAGAGCUUCACAAGACGCUCAGGAACCUGAAUAACUUCUGCAGUCAGAUUGGAGACGAUCGUCCGAUCUCUUACUGCCAGUUCAGCCCCAACUCCAAACUGUUAGUCACCGCGUCAUGGAGCGGUCUGUGCAAACUCUGGAACGUUCCAGACUGCAGUCUCGUCCGCACGUUAAGAGGUCACGAUACCAACGUCGGAUCAGUCAGCUUCCAUCCGCAAGCCACGCUCACGCUCGACGAGUCGGACGUCAACAUGGCCUCCUGCGCUGCGGACGGAUCUGUUAAGCUGUGGAGUUUAGACAGCGAUGAGCCAGUUGCAGACAUUGAGGGUCACUUCAUGAGGGUGUCUCGCGUAUCAUGGCAUCCUUCUGGUCGCUUUCUGGGCACAACAUGCUAUGAUAACUCGUGGCGUCUGUGGGAUCUGGAGGUCCAGGAGGAGAUCCUUCACCAGGAAGGUCACAGUAAAGGAGUCCAUGACUUGCAUUUCCAUCCCGAUGGCUCCUUAGCAGGAACCGGAGGUCUGGACUCGUUCGGUCGUGUGUGGGACCUGAGGACCGGCCGAUGUGUCAUGUUCCUGGAGGGUCAUCUCAAAGAGGUCUACGCAAUCGACUUCUCCCCAAAUGGCUUUCAUGUAGCUACAGGGAGCGGUGACAACACAUGUAAAGUGUGGGACCUGCGGAAGAGGAGGUGCAUUUACACCAUCCCCGCUCACCAGAACCUGAUCUCAUCUGUCAAGUUCCAGCCUACAGACGGUCAUUAUUUGCUAACCGGUGCUUAUGACAACAUGGCGAAAGUGUGGACUCACCCUGGAUGGUCUCCUCUGAAGACCCUAGCAGGACACGAAGGCAAAGUGAUGGGACUGGACCUGUCUCCCGAUGGACAUCUCAUUGCUACCUGCUCGUACGACCGCACCUUUAAACUCUGGGUGGCUGAUUGAAGAAGACGGAGUGGGACGGUUUUGUUCGAGGAUGCAGGAGUGUAAUUUACGGUGGAUUUUAAUAACAGUUCAUGAGUCCUGGUUGGGGAAAAAUCAGCCUAGUCUUUUAAGUCAUUUUAGUUUUUGAGGUUUUUUUUUUGUUUGGUUUUUUUUUUCAUUUCUUUUGUAACUCCGAUGUUAGAUCAGACUUUGAACUUAUCUUGCAAGAUUUAUUCAGGCUUUUCUUUUACGUCCUUCCAUUUUCAUUAAAAACGUUAAUACGG
This is a messenger RNA of Tachysurus fulvidraco (yellow catfish), 1972 nucleotides long. It is a transcript of the gene prpf4, whose product is annotated as PRP4 pre-mRNA processing factor 4 homolog (yeast). Gene Ontology annotation, molecular function: protein binding; U4 snRNA binding; U6 snRNA binding. Lineage: Eukaryota; Metazoa; Chordata; Actinopteri; Siluriformes; Bagridae. Bases 186 to 1709 code for a protein of 507 amino acids. Gene Ontology annotation, biological process: mRNA splicing, via spliceosome. The transcript is spliced from 14 exons. The record is from RefSeq and is a predicted model, not a curated record. Gene Ontology annotation, cellular component: U4/U6 x U5 tri-snRNP complex.